AGACUUAGGAUUUAUCUUUAAAAUCCGGUGUGUUCAGAUGGGCUGCGGUCAUUUAUUAUCCCUACGGAGAGCGUUUCUCCUCCCAGCAGGUUGGGGGAGCCGAUGACCGAGAAGCCGCUUGGAUACAGCGCUGUACAACUCGCCCUCUUUGUGUUUGAAAUACUAAGCAGCGACUGUAGACUGUCAGUCUGUUGGCCUGCAUCGAAGGACUUAAGACCUUUAAUAGCUGUUCUCUUACUAAAGUCGUCGUUGGAAUGAUUUGUUCUCGGUUUUGUCCUUGAGACCCUUACCCAGUCGUCGACAUUCUCGUAGGAAAAGAUGAGAAGGGCAAGCGGGUCCCAAAGUAUCUGAUUCACUUCAAUGGUUGGAACCGAAGUUGGGAUCGCUGGGCUGCAGAGGAUCAUGUACUCAGAGAUUCGGAAGAAAAUCGCAAAUUACAACGUAAACUGGCACGCAAAGCUUUGGCUCGCAUGAGGAGGAAGGGAUGGAGGAAGCGACGUUGUCGUUUGCCGGGUGUUAACUCUGUGCUAAAAGGCUUACCUGACGAGGAGAAGGAGGAGAGCGAUGACGCUUCUUUGAUCUCGUCAUCUGAUGACAGUGACGAGGACGAUUCCGACCCCGAGUCUAUAAAAAGUGAGAGCGAGUCAUCUGAGGAUCUGGAGGAAAUGAGGGAAGAGCAAGAGACACACACGAGGAGGGAGAGCGAGGAUAAGACCAUCACUAUAAAUAUAGACAUCCCUGAAGUCCUCAAGAAGAAGCUGGAGGAGGACUGCUAUUACGUCAACAAGAGAAAGAAGCUGGUGAAGCUCCCAUGCCAGAUGAACAUAGUGAACAUUCUGGAGUCCUAUGUGAAGCACUUCACUAUAAACGCUGCUUUUUCUGCCAACGAGCGCUAUCGGCACCCUCAGAGCUCAACACAGUCCAACUUGAACCCACACUAUGUACCACCAGAGAAGAAUGAGGAGCUCUGUAAGGAGAUGGUGGAUGGCUUGCGGAUCACCUUUGACUUCACCUUACCCAUAAUCCUCCUGUAUCCCAACGAGCAGGCUCAAUUCAAGAAGGUCAGCUCAUCCAAAUUCUUCCAGCCGAUCAAUGAUGGUGCAGGAUGCUCUACUAGGACUCUUCGGGAGCGCUCUCCAAGCCCGGGUCUGAAUCCCUCCACUCCUCAGUCCACGGACAGCCAGCCACCUCUGAGUGAGACCUCCACCACCCCUGUCACUGCGGCAACCACACCCAAACGCCGGCGCUGCACCAAUCCCGACUCAGACGCCACACAGUCUCUCAGACGCUCCACCCGCAACACUUCAGGAGGGGAUCGGAACACUGAGGGCAGUGGCGGAGGAGGAGGGGGCAGCAGCAGCAGCGCUUCACCCCAGCCUAAACGCAGACUCUCUGAAGCACCAACACCUCUGCCCAAAUUCUUUCUCAAUCUGGAGAAGAGAACACCUGUCCACAGCGGCUCCUCGUCUCCACUUCCCCUCACGCCGAGUAAGGACGGCAGUGGCAUCUUCUCUGGUCUGGAGAGCCGACGCAACAAUGAACUAAACGAAGUCCUGAGUUGGAGACUAACGCCUGAUAACUACCCUCUGAGCGAUCAGCCUCCACCGCCAUCAUACCUGUACGGCUCUCAGCACCUCCUACGGCUCUUCGUGAAGCUUCCUGAGAUCCUUGGCAAGAUGCACAUGCCUGAGAAGAAUCUGAGGGCCUUGGUAAAGCACCUGGAGCUUUUUCUCAGGUUUUUGGCCGAGUUUCACGAAGACUUCUUUCCUGAGUCCGCGUACGUGUCGGCCACUGAAGCCCAUUACUGCAUGAAGCAGCCGCGGCCAGUCUGCUGAGAGACCACUCCUGUGGAGGGCCCCCUUCUGUCUUGCAUCUUCAGUGUGUCGUCUGCACUGCUACUGACUGCCGAACGCUCUGUCAUUCUACUUUUUUGACUUUUCAAAGCUUCUCAAGCCGCCUGGAGUCUGACCAACUCGCAUUGUCCACUUUCUUCAGUUUGGCAGGACGACAUCCUUUUGCUUUUUUAAAUUUUAUUUCAUUAUGCUUGAAGCUUUUUGGACAUUGUGGCUUAAGAAAGGACAUCCCUUUCUUAUUUUUCAGCUUGCUUUUGAGGCCAGAGGGAGGCUGCAGUCUCUUCAGCAAUUUCUUCUUUCGCCCUGUCUCUUAAUGCUCAGCAGCUGUAUUUUUCUCCCCAGCACUGUAGCGUUCUUGCUUUGGCUCCUCCUUUUGCUUAGUCAAGCGACGAAAGCGGCAAGAAAGACUUUAUUCGGAGGUCCUUAUGUGUGAACUAAAGAGAUCUUGGUACCAUUAGUCCUUUCUGCUGAUUCCUGCAAGCUAGCUGUUGUUUUGUUUUCUCCCUGUGUUGUUGAUCAUUGUCUGUUAUCAAGGCAAGUGUUCAUUUGUUAGAUGCCCUCUGUGCCAUAGCUGUUACAUUUUGAAGGAUGUUCUCUUUUGUCAAUAGUUAAUGGGGAAUCUCAGUUUUUAUAAAAAAAUUAGCAUAAAUAAAUCGCUGAGGUGUAAAGUCAUUCAGAGUGAUUUCAUGUGAGAUGGUGCAUUUUAGAGAAAGUUUUAAUUUCUUUACAGUGACAUUGAUACAAAGCUGGUGUUGCCAAAUAUAGCCAUUUUAUUUACUGGGCAAAACAGCCAGUGAACCUACUCAUGUCUGAGUUUUUAUAUGUAAUGUUGAUGAUGAUAAAACUAAAAAAAGAUGUUUUCCUUGGGAUCUAUUGUCGUAUGAUGCCCUCUGUGUACCUCCCCACCAUAAAUAGCUUUUCAAAAAUGCAUUUUGAACUAAAACUUUAUUUCAAGACUAUAUUCUCAGACAUCUGGCAGCAUAUCCAUGACCUCUUUAUUUACUAACUUUCUGUGGAGUGUUAAGACGUCUGGUUCCUAUCACCACCACUGUGAACAGUUCUGACUCCAAGUUUGGAACACAGCAUUUCACACUAAACCACUCUUAAUGACUUUGUUUCCAUCUUGAUGCAGGUAUUUUGACAAUUCUGCUUUUGUAAUUGUCCUUUAACCAUAGUACAUUACUGAUGUAGGAGCAGGCCCUCCGUCCUUGUAAUUUAUGUGAAGGUAAAUUGUACAAAAACUGAAAUUUAGUCAGCAUUCAUGCUCUAAAGUAGGGUAAUUAUGUUGCUAAAUGUUGCAAUUGCAGUAUGCCUUGCAGUGUAUUAAAAUGCAUUGAUAAGACAGUAUUGUGACUUGAUUAAAGACCGGCCUGCAUUAUUUUGACCAAAA
Molecule: messenger RNA, 3243 nt
Organism: Colossoma macropomum (tambaqui)
Lineage: Eukaryota; Metazoa; Chordata; Actinopteri; Characiformes; Serrasalmidae
Product: male-specific lethal 3 homolog
Exons: 13
Coding region: 471-1835 (454 amino acids)
Biological process (GO): chromatin organization; regulation of DNA-templated transcription
Cellular component (GO): nucleus; MSL complex; NuA4 histone acetyltransferase complex
Source: RefSeq, a predicted model, not a curated record